CGUGACGGCUCCCCUCUGCUCCGCUCCCCAGGGAUGGAUUUCCACAAGGAGCUGCGCCGGCUCGAGGCCGAGGAGGGGCUGACGGGCAGGAAGCUGCAGAAGGCCCUGGAGAGCUUCGCCUGGAACAUCACGGUGCUGAAGGGCCAGGCAGAUCUCCUGAAGCAGGCCAAGGCGGAGGCUCUGGACAACCUGUGGCAGAUCCACAACGCGGGGCAGUCGUGUGGGAUCGGCAGGAACGGCUCUGCCUCCCCCGAGCUCGGCCGGGCCCGGACCCCGCUGGAGCCCAUCUCAGAGACAGAAGGAGGCAGUGACACCGGGUCCUGCUGACCGCGAGGCAGGGCGUGGGGGCCAGGACUGAGCCCGCGGCCCCUCCAUCGCCCGGGGCCCCCAGCGCUCCUGCCACGGACCCAGGAUUGUACGGGCACCGGCCCCAGAACGCCCGGGCCUUUGGCCGUGCGUCUGGGAGACAGGAGCCCAGCCGGGGUGGGGGCUGCACGGCCCGUCCCGGGGCGAUCCAGGCGGGUGAUUCGGGUGGGGGUGGGGUUAGCGCUCUGCCUGGCCCUGGGCUGCGCCCUCGGGCUGGGCUGGGGGGUCGUUUCAGGCAGGGAUUGGGCUCGGGAAUGUGUAGUGGGGACCUGCAGGAAUCUGCUCUGGGACGAGGCGCUGGGAGUGAGGGGGGGGUCAGGCCGGAUCCAGCCUGUGUCUCUCCGUCACACUGGGGCCCUGAGCCCCCAGAGCCUCCCCACAGCCCGGGCCCUGCUCCGACUGCGCUCACUGAAGGAGCGUCUCUGUCCUGCUGCGUGUGGCUGGGCCGGGGGGGGGGGGAAGGGGAGUGGGGGGGCUGGCGUGCUCUGAGCGGUUAGGUCGACAUAGCUGCAGUGCUGAGCUGUGAAAAAUCCCCCCCUCCCCGGGCUGCAGCUGCCCCCCCCCUGCAGUGCAGAUGCAGCUGGGUGGUCCCGUCGUGGGGGGAGUUGGAACCCCUGUCGGGGGGCAUCGGCUGCGUCUGCCCUGCGGGGUUCGGCCAGCGCGUUCCAGGGCAUCGCUGGGCACCCAGCGUGCUGACGUGGGGGUCUCCGAGAGGGGCUCACGCCUGGUCCCGGCUCACCACCAGCUUGCCAACCCGCCGCUGAGCUGCCCUGGGGCUGGGCGGGGCCAUGAAGGUUCCUACUUAACCCCUCCCCCCCCCCGCAGCCCAGCCCUAGACAACGCUCCUGGAUGGGGUUCGGGGGCCAGGAACUCACCAGCUGUGCCCUAGCUCAUGGGCUGCCUCCCUGGCCCCACCUGGGGGUCAGGGCCCAGGGCGGAGCUGGUGAGUGCAGCCUGGAGCAGGGGCCUGGCCAUGGGGCUGGGCAGGGAACUGCCCCAGGGGGUCGGGCGCCAUUACCAGGGUUCUGCUGGGGGGACUCCGGCGGCAGGAUCGAGUCACAGAGCAAUAGGGGGCUGCCCGGCGCGGCGCGAGCCGAGAAACCAGCGCUGAGCCGGGCGGGGUUUCCGCACAGGCAGCAGAAGCUGGGGGCAACCCCCCCCCGCCAUGUUUUCAGAGCAGGGUCAAAGCUGCGGCGUUAUAAAGAGCAAACCCCAAGCUGGUGCAGCGGCUGCUGUUUGUCUGAGGGGCGGGGGCUGGCUGCACUCCCGAGAUGGGCAGCCGCAGCUGGGUCCGGGGAGCUCAGCAAAUCUGGCCCUUCGCCGUCAGGAGCCAAGCUGGGCCUGGCAUGGGGCACCCCUGGGGCACAGGCUGUACGUGCCCCCCCCCCCCCCCGGCGGGAGGAGGACCCUCGCUGCUCCUGUGGUGACCGUGUGAUGCCCGGGAAGGAGGCAGCGGCUGGAGCAGCCGGAGGCGCAGCCAGUCGCUGCUGGGACUCGGCCUGCCUGGGCUCCCGGCCCCGCUCUCUGGCCAGGUCGGAGUGCCAGGUGCUCGCCCCCAGCGCCGCCCGCGGGUGGGGCUCCUGCCAGCUGGGCGGCUUUGCUGGUGACAAACCCUGGCCCGUUGCCUUGGCGAUUUGCCCACAGUCGUCUCCUGCCCUUGGUGUUCUCCCCAGUUCCCGCAGGGGUGAUGGGGAGGCCCUGGUCAUGGACCCUCAGGGGAUGUCUCUGCCCCCUGCCCAGUCCUCUGCAGGGCACAGUCCGUCAGGGCUUAUUUCUCACCGUGCCAGACUCCAGCUAGGGCCCCUGCUCCCGGCAGCCGUGCACCCCCCGGUGCCCCCACUGCGACGGCCCCUAAUCAGCCGGACGCCUCCCGCCAAAGCCCCCUGCAGCCCCGCCUGUGGGGCCAGCUCAGGGCUAGUGGAAGUAGGUGCGUCCCGCGCUGAUCUUCCUGCCGUUAGCUGGGGCCGGGCCAGGGGAGCGCUUGGCCUCCAGGGAGGGCCCGGCCCCACAAGGAAAUUGCUUCCGCCAGCACUGGGUGGCUCCUAGGGACCCAGGCGGCCUGGGACGCUGUCAAUAGCUGGGGGCUGGGCCAGCGCCCUGGGGACGGUGCCUAGUGCCGCGGGAAAACGGCGUGUUUCACCCCUGAGCUGUGGCCACGGGCCGGGGGUGGCUUGGCCAUGGCUGAGCACUGGCCUGUGGCCAGGCAGGGCUGGGGGAGCUGUGCAAGGGGUGGGUGCAGAGGGGGGCCACGUGUCCCACUAGUGACCCCUCCUGGCUGAGGCAGGAGCAGUGGGGAGCCCCCACCCUGCCAUGGCCCAUCUGGAUGCAGCGGGGAUGCCUGGAGAGGGGGAAAACGGGCUUGCCCCAUGCCAUGGGACUGAGCAGCCUGUCCCUGGGGGCACCCCCCGCACCGCCCCCCAAGUGCCAUCCAACUUGCAGCAAGGUGUCCAUGGCUGGGCACAGAUGCCAGCCUGGGGGUGGCAGCGCGGAGGUUCUUGGCCUGAGCUGUGGCUGCCUCUCCCAGGCCAUGGGGCCUGACCCACAGACAGGGUGAGGACUGAAAGGGCCCCAGGGCUGAGCAGGGGCCUCCUUUGGGGCUGGAAAUGGGGGGUGCUGCCCCUGGCUUGGAGAAGUAAUAGCUCAAAUCUGGGGUUUCCGUCACCAGUGCCCCCCCCCAUAAAACAUGUUCCAACGUCCCUGGGGGGCGGAUUCUCCCCCCGCGCUCUCCGCCUGCAGGGCCUGGCUCUCCAGGGGCUCGGAGGUGCACCGUGCCACGGACACGUGUGGCCACGCCGGCGCCUCUGAUGUGCCAGGGACGGAUGCGGCUCGGCUGCCAGACCCCCUUUGUUGGGGCCGGGUAAUUAGCCUAAUGGGGCCCAGUCUCCCCCUCCUCCCCGCUGCUGACCUUCCGGCAGCUUUGUGCCGUGCGGGCCGGCGGAUUCCUUCGGAAGUUACAGGCUCAUUAGCGCCAGGCGACGCGGCCUGUCUCCAUCCCGCACGACCACCAGCCACUCGGCUCCGGCCGCCGCAUAAUGGGGAGCCACAAAUGAGGGAACGGGCCUCGCCCGUCUCCAAGCAACGGGGGACAAUGGGUGCGUGUCUCCCAGAGACUGGCCUGUCCUGCAGCCCCAGCCCCACUGCUGCCAGCACCGUUGUGCGGGGGCUGGGGAGGGCAGGGGAUGAGUUUCGGGGCAGCCUGGCCCUAUAAAAGCCUGGGCUGCCGGGGAGAGCGGCUCAGGGCGUAGCUGCUCCUCACCGGGUCAUGCCCAAGCUUCGCUCAGGUCCUCGCAGACACCUCGGACCCAUGGAGGUGCCCAACGCCAAGGUACGGCGCCAGGGCCUGGCCACCAGGGCUGGGCUGGGCAGAAGAGAGGCCGCAGUGCAGGGAGGUCUCGCGCCAGCAAGGGCACAGUUGGGAAGGGGCAGGCGCGCAGCACGAGGGGGAGGCGAGCACAGUGACUGGGGGUCGCGCGAUGGUGGCCUUGAACCCCAGGCUGGCGUGUCUCCCUGCCCCAUGUGCCCUCCUGGUGAGCAGCUCUGGGGAGGAGCCCAGCCUGUCCUGCCCUCAGGGGACGCAGGCCGGGGUGCAAAUGGCAUCUGCUUUGUCCAUUCCCGGUGUCUCUCCUGAUCCCAGGGGGGUCCCAGAACCCACCGAGACGCCCCCUCCCCUGCCCCACGAGCCCUGGAGCCAGCCUGCUGGGCCGCGUAGGACACUGGGGAGGCAAAGACCUGCUAGGGCUGCACGCUGGGCCCAGGUCUGUCCCGCCUGGCGCCUGUGGCCCAAACCACCCUGGCCUUGCGUCCGCUGCGUGAACCGCUCCCCACUCAGCACCGUGGUGCGUUGCACGAGCAUUGCACGGGGUCAGUGGUCUGGCUGAGUGCCAGGUGUCGCAGAACCGAGUCCCGCUCAGUGUUAAAGGGAGACCCAGCAGCUGUUAUAUUUAACCCCUUCCCGACCCUGCCCGGGUGCAGCCUGACCCUGCCGGCCACGCCCGAAACGGGGUGAGCUUCCCACCCGCCCCAGACCCGCCUCACCCCGGAGGGCUCCCUGGGGGCAGCUUGGUCUCCAUGACGCACCCUCUGCCAGCCAGGGGGCCAAUUAGCACUAAUUGCAGCCGCGGCUGUUUCUCCUGCAUGGAAAGGGGCGGGGGCUGCAGUGUUGCCAUGGGGUGAGAGGCAGGGGACAGUGUGUGCCUGAUCCCUUUGUCUUGGAUUUUGGAGCAGGUUGCUAGGGCCUGUGCAAAGGGCGUGUGACAGGCAGGACUCCUGGGUUCUGGGAGGGCAGUGGGGGCUAGUGGUUAGGGGCAGGGGCUCAGGACUCCUGGGUUCUAGUCCUGCCAUGGGAGGGUCGUGCAGCCCAGCUGGUGCAGAGGGGUGUGGUGAGGUGUGAAGCCGGCUGGGGGGUGGCUAUGGUAGACUGGGGCGUGCUGGGUCUUUUAGGGGAAGCGUUGGCUGAGGGUUCACAGUGGGGCAGGGCAGGGAGGUGGCGCCCACAUGAGGUUUGCUGGGAGAGGGUGGGGCUGGGCCUGCGAGGUGUGUGGGGUUAGCUGGGGGAGCUUGUUGGGGCCCCCCCCGCAGGCUGGGCCAGACCGGUCGCUGGGCACCACCCAACCUGUCACUAGUGGGGUCAGGGUCACUAGUGGGAACCGGGCAGCCCAGCACUGCAGGGCGUCUUGCUGGAGCUGUCAGAGCCAGGAUGCCAAGCUAGAUGGGCCCCUGGGCUGAGCCCGUCUGGCAGCUCCUGGGGGUGGGGGCGGGGACUUUGCAGCUGGGCUCUGAUAUCCGCAGCCUGGGGCAGAGGGGGGCUGAGGCGUCUCUGGGUUUAACCCCAUCAAUGCCAGCCUGUCCCUGCACUAAUGCCUGCCUCUUGCGCCCGCAGCUCCACAGGGCCUGCUGCCUCCUGGUCCUGGCGCUGCUCUGCUCUCUGGCUGCGGCCCGGCAGAGCGUGCCCACGUGCUGCCUCCAGAAGACCUGCCCCUGCCGUGUCUACGACCUGCUGCACGGCUUGGGCAACCACGCCGCCGGCAUCCUCACCCUGGGCAAGAGAAAGAGCGGCUCGCAGGCCUUCCAGAGCCAGCUCUACCGUCUGCUGCACGGCUCGGGCAAGCACGCCGCCGGCAUCCUCACCAUGGGCAAGCGGGCGGAGCUGGCGCCAGAGCAGCCAGCCUCGGCCUGCCGGGCCGUCUCCCCCCGGCCCUCCAGCGCGGACGCCCUGCUGCCCCCAGCCACGUGUGCGGCCAACACCGCCCCCGCCAGCACCAGGGAGUGCCGGGGCCAGCUGGACAAGGACUCUGCCACGGGCCAGAGCGGGGCGGCUGCAAAGAGCUUUUCCUGAAGUGUCCGGGGGAGCAGCAGCCCGUGGGGGCAGGGGGGAUCCACGGGGAGACUGCGGGCACCACGGGUCGUUUACAAAUAAACCCCAGCCUGAGGCUCACCACUGUCUGCCUGGCAUGUUGUCUCCCAGGAACAGCGCGGCUCGUGGGGAGAGAUGGGGUGCCCGGGGACCAGCGGCCAGCUGCUGUCACACGGGUGUGAGUAGCCCAGGUUUGAGCCCCGCUGCCUGGGCUGGAGCGAAGGGAGGAGGUGCGGGGACCACCCUGAGUGGGGCGAGCUCAGCUCAUGGCAGCUCCCCCGGCGGUGGGGGGAGGGGGGACUGCUGCAGGAGCCCAUGGCUAAGGGGAGGGUCUCUCGAGAAAGACCGAAGGAGCCUAGGAGCCGGGCUGCGCUCACAGGGAACUGGCCCCCAUGGCCGGCAGGCCGAGCGCUGGGCAAGGCCAGGCCGGCCUGGGAAUGGGCGAGCUGGCUGCACGGGCCUGGCUGGGACGGCUUCGGCCUGAGCCCCGAGCACCCCGCGUUCACACUGCAGGCACGGGGCGCGGUUCUCCCACUAGCCGGCAGCAGGGCUGUGGCUGGGGUUCCCGGGCUGGUGGUCCGUGGCUGGCACCAUCUGAUUUAUGUAGCAGAUGCUCCGAUCUAUUGCUCGGUGUCUGAACACA
Chrysemys picta bellii (western painted turtle) is the source of this 6362-nucleotide messenger RNA. The record is from RefSeq and is a predicted model, not a curated record. NCBI's taxonomy places the organism in Eukaryota, Metazoa, Chordata, Testudines, Emydidae.